Molecule: messenger RNA, 2737 nt
Organism: Cuscuta campestris
Lineage: Eukaryota; Viridiplantae; Streptophyta; Magnoliopsida; Solanales; Convolvulaceae
Source: the annotation of a GenBank genome assembly
CACUAUCAUUUUUUUCAGAGUUUUUGGAAGUUGCGGGAAAUAUAGAUGAGAGGGAGGAACUGGCGGAAAUAAGCUGAAAACUGGAAACCCGAACUGUGGACACGUUUCCCUUUUCACAUUUCUGAACAGUUUCUGGUCGAAGCUAUACUCCCAAUCUCUGAAUCUCCUGCUGCCCCCUUGAAUGGUGAAAAACCCUAAAUCAGAAGAUACAGAUACUUGGGCGUAAUCAUCAUCAUCAUCAUGUACAUAAAGCAGAUUAUAAUUGAAGGGUUUAAGAGCUACAGAGAACAGAUAGCUACUGAACCAUUCAGUGCAAAAGUGAACUGCGUUGUUGGUGCCAAUGGAUCUGGCAAGUCAAACUUCUUCCAGGCAAUACGCUUUGUCAUAAGUGACCUCUUUCAUAACCUGCGCAGUGAAGAAAGGCAUGCCUUGCUUCAUGAGGGUGCAGGCCACCAAGUAUUAUCGGCUUUUGUGGAGAUUGUGUUUGACAAUUCAGACAACCGAAUCCCGGUUGAUAAGGAAGAAGUACGCUUGAGAAGAACAAUUGGGCUAAAAAAAGAUGAGUAUUUCUUAGAUGGAAAACAUAUCACGAAGAAUGAAGUAAUGAAUUUACUGGAAAGUGCUGGAUUCUCCCGUUCUAAUCCAUACUAUGUUGUGCAACAGGGAAAGAUAGCAUCACUGACAUUGAUGAAAGAUCCAGAGCGACUUGAUCUUCUGAAAGAAAUUGGUGGCACACGAGUUUACGAAGAGAGACGCCGAGAAAGUCUGAAGAUUAUGCAAGAAACUGGUAAUAAGAGGAAGCAAAUAAUUCAAGUUGUGCAAUACUUGGAUGAAAGGUUAAGAGAGCUCGAUGAAGAAAAAGAGGAACUUAAAAAAUAUCAACAGCUCGACAGACAGAGGAAAUCUCUGGAGUACAGUGUAUUUGAUAAAGAACUUCAAGAUGCAAGGCAGAAAUUGGCAGAGGUUGAUGAUACUCGCAAUCAAAUUUCCGAGACAUCUACUAAGAUGUAUGAAGACGUGUUGAAGGCACACGAAAGCGCUAAGAAAUUUGAGAAGUUGUCCAAAGAUCUGACAAAGGAAAUUCAAAUUUUAAGCAGGGAAAAAGAAGCUUUAGAGAAACAGCAAACAGGAGCUGUGAAGAAGCAUACUGAGCUUGAGCUCGAUGAGAAAGACCUCCGGGAGAAGAUCAGUGUGAAUUACAAAGCCAAGGACGAAGCAAUCAAACAACUUCACCUUUUGGAUAGGGAAAUUCAAGUUUCAUCUGAUAAACUCAAUAAGAUUACGACUUUGUAUGAGAAACAAGUUCAAGAGGAGGAUGAUUUAACAAAGAGUAUUAUGGAACGUGAAAAACAGCUUAGCAUUCUUUAUCAAAAACAAGGGCGUGCUACUCAAUUCGCUAACAAAGCUGCUCGUGACAAAUGGCUUCAGAAGGAAAUCAAGGAGUAUGAAAGAAUCUUGUCCUCAAACCAACAACAGGAGAGUAAACUCCGUGACGAAAUUAAUCAGCUACAUAGAGACAUAAAUACUCAGGAUGACAUCAUUAUGCAUCGUAAAAAUGAAGCAACAGAGAGGGAAGCUGUCAUAUCUGGUUAUCGGCAAAGUUACUCUGCCUUUAAAAAACAGAGAGAUGAGUUACAUGAUGAACGGAAGUCUUUGUGGGAAAAGGAGAGUGAACUUAGUGCUGAUAUUGCUCGACUUAAAGCAGAAGUUGUGAAAGCAGAGAAAAGCCUAGAUCAUGCAACUCCUGGGGAUAUUAGAAGGGGACUGAACUCAGUUAGGAGGAUAUGCAAUCAAUAUAGAAUCUUAGGGGUGUUUGGUCCAAUUAUUGAGUUGCUUGAGUGUGAGGACCGGUUCUUCACUGCUGUUGAAGUUACUGCAGGAAACAGCUUAUUUCACGUUGUGGUUGAGGAUGAUGAUAUAUCAACCCAAAUUAUCAGACAUCUAAAUGCAGAGAAAGGUGGGCGUGUCACAUUUAUUCCGCUGAACAGGGUGAAGGCUUCUAAAGUUUCUUAUCCACAGAACAAUGAUGUGAUACCACUUUUAAAAAAAUUGAAGUUUUCGGACACACAUACCAAAGCAUUUGAACAGGUGUUUGCUAGAACUGUUAUUUGCCGGGAUUUAGAUGUUGCAACCAGAGUUGCCCGCACAGAUGGUCUUGACUGCAUUACUUUGGAAGGCGACCAAGUCAGCAAAAAAGGUGGCAUGACUGGUGGUUUUUAUGACCAUAGACGCUCAAGACUGAGGUUUAUGAAAACUAUUAAGCAUAACCAUAGUGAUAUCCGUGUGAAAGAAAAUGAAUUGGAGGAUGUUAGGAAAAAGCUUCAAGAUAUCCUUUUUACAUCUGAGCUUCUAGUUUACUUUGCAUUUUAUUUUUAUGCCGUAAGUUUUUAGCUCUGUUGUUGACAUGCUUAAAGCUUAGUCUCCACUGUCUUGGUUCUUUACCUCUCUACAUCUCCCCAAUUCUUAAUCCUGAAUUUUAGAAAAGUAAAGUGGGGAAAUACUUUCAUGUGUCCCAAAAAUUUCCCUUUUGGAAUAUAAGUGACCUUGCAUGAUGUGUGGGUGUUUGUGUAUUUGAUCCUAACAUUUAAGAAAAAAAGCUAUAAUCUCUUGUGAAUGAGUUUUUUCUCUUUAAAGUGCCACCUUUUACCAUGCAUAUUCUACAGGAUUAAUUGCUAUUCUAGUUGUGUCUUAUCCUACUAUUGUCCAUCUUGCUCCAUAAUACAGGCACAGGCAGUCG